AUGGUCAGGGACGAACUAGAAAGGGAAAAAAUGGGAGCCAGAGCGAGCAAGAGAGCAUGGAAAUUCGAAAGAAAACUGGAAGAAGGUAGAGGAGGAAGAAUAGCAAAGAAAUGUUUGGAAGAAAUGAAAGAAAGAUGGAAGAAGGAAAGGAUAAUAGGAAGAUGGGAGCAGGAGAGAAAGGAAUACUGGGAAGGUAUCGGGGUAGAAAAGGGAGGGGAGGAGGGACUGACGGAGGAGGCAAUAGAACACAAGGAGAAAGCAAAACAAAGACAAGAAAGAAUGGGAAAGAUUAUGGAAUCGAAAUACAACAGGUGGUAUAAACGAAUAAGGAAGGAUGGGAUUCCGGAAUAUCUAAAGAAGGGCUGGGAGGAGGCAAGAUGGAACAGAAUUGCAAGGUUCAGAUUGGGCAACGAGAUUAGGGAGGGACUAUACUGGGGAAAAGAGGAAGACAAAAAAUGCAGGAUAUGUGAGAAGAAGGAGGAGACGUGGGAACAUGUCUGGGAAGAGUGCUCGAGAUGGGAAGAUUGGGAGGGAGAGAGUUGGCAAGACGUGGUGGAGAAGAUAAUGAGUGAAAAGGGAGAGGGGGAGGAAUGGAUGAAAACGAUAGAAGAGAUGAGGAGUGGGGGGGGAGGAAGGAAAAAGAGGUUGAGAAAUAGAUGGCUAAGAAAAUUUUUAAUUUCAGAUAAGGUCAAAGAAAAGGGGAGCACAGGACAAAAGGAAGGAAUGGAAUUCAGAGCGAAGGUGACGGUAGAGAGAGAGAUGCUGGAGAAAAUGAUAAGGGAUCAAGCAAAGGAAACACUGAGAGCACUAAAAGAGGAAGUAAAGGACCAGAGAGAGGAGAUAGAGAACCUGAAAAGAAAAAUACGCAGGCUAGAAAUGGGCGCGGGUAAAAGGAAGAGGGACGAAAGCGCAGAUAACAGGGGCAGGCAAGAAGAAAUGAAAUGGUGGUCCGACGACGAUGAGAGGAAUGAAGAUGAGAGAAGGAGGAAAAACAUAAUAAUAAGGGUAGAGAGGAACAGAUGGAUGGGAAAGGGAACGAACUGGGAGAAAGUGAGGCAACUGCUCUCGGAGGAACUGAAGCUAAGAGUAGAAAUGAAGGAAGUGAGCGUAAUAGGGCUGAGAGGAGAAUGGCUCACGAUGCUGGUGAGGCUGGGAAGUGAAGAGGAGAAAUGGAGAGUAUUAGAGGCAAGGAGGAGGGCAGGGAGUAGACUAAAGGUCAAAAUGGAUGAAGACAAAUCUGUGGAAAGAAGAAUUAGAGAGGGAGAAGAGAAGAAGAGGAGAAAGGAGAGGAGGGGAGAAGAUGAUGGAAGAACAAAAGGAUCAGAAGAGGAUGAGAUAGCAAGCGAGCUAGAGAAGAGUCUACUAAUGGAGACGGAAGAGGAAAAGGAAAAAACAAAGACUGAGUAA
Messenger RNA from Temnothorax curvispinosus, 1407 nucleotides. Its product is annotated as vicilin-like seed storage protein At2g18540. The record is from RefSeq and is a predicted model, not a curated record. The transcript has a single exon. The coding region runs from base 1 to 1407 and encodes 468 amino acids. NCBI's taxonomy places the organism in Eukaryota, Metazoa, Arthropoda, Insecta, Hymenoptera, Formicidae.